Molecule: messenger RNA, 3311 nt
Organism: Aedes aegypti (yellow fever mosquito)
Lineage: Eukaryota; Metazoa; Arthropoda; Insecta; Diptera; Culicidae
Product: zinc transporter 10
Exons: 6
Coding region: 1181-2812 (543 amino acids)
Biological process (GO): zinc ion transmembrane transport; detoxification of zinc ion; intracellular zinc ion homeostasis
Cellular component (GO): membrane
Molecular function (GO): zinc ion transmembrane transporter activity
Source: RefSeq, a predicted model, not a curated record
UCUUCGGGUAACAAGUGUUGGAAGCGGUUGGUGGUCUGUUUCCGAAAUAGACGUCGCUGCUGGCUUAUCUUGCGCGAGCGACUAGCACAUGGUUCCUCCGACGCUUAAAAUUCGACGCCGCGUAUUUGAGCAUUUAAAUCGGAACUUUGGCUGUUUCGCAGACAGUGAUUUCACGGUUCCACGCCCACGACUUUAUCGCGAAGCACGGCGUUUGUGACAAAAGAUCUUAUUUUUUGCUUGUUUGCCAGACAGACAUAUGAAGAAACACGUUCACCGGUCGAUUCUCGUUUUGUUCCGGAUUUAGAUCUCGCGAUUUGUUUACGGAUAGUGUGUGUAUAAAAUUAGACUCGCUCGAGAGGAACGGCAGAGUUUGCCAAUGAGCAAUGCGCGAUUUUGAUUUGAUGAGUAGGUUUAUAAUAGAAAAAAGUGCUGUGCAAUGUGGAAACAUACAAACCACGAUGAAAGGGUAGUGAUAGUAUAGUCACAGACAAACAUACGUCACACUCAUCAGUGGCGAUCGACUAUUUAAAGGGUCGAUUCGAAUACAUGGUACAUGAAUUUUAGCAUUGAGCGUACAUGUCCCGAUGACAGUGAUUUUGAUUGCGAUUUGUUCUAAGUGAUAAGUCUGUUUGUCUUUGGUGUCGUAGUGUAUAGCCCAUGCAAACCACAGCCCGAACAAAACAGCUGAUAGCAAAACCAAUCUCGUGUAGCUGCAUGCCGCAUUAAUUCCUCCUGUAUGAAUCGCUGAGGGGACAUGAACGAUUGUGGAUUAUUUGUUGGAUGAACUCCAUCCACACUUGCUGCUGUGAUGACUGCGAUUUCCAGAUGCGGCGUAUAAUUCAAUUUAUUCACCGAUCGGAGCUCGUCGCGUGCGGUUGAGGAGUAGGAGUGUCGCGCAUUUAGUGACGAACCACAGAACGACUCGUCGUCAACGUCUUCAUAGUGUGAAUAUGGACUUUGGUGUAAAACAAAUCUAUCCAGGAAAUUUAUACAUGUGAUGAUCAAACAAGGAAAGUGGCUUUAAAGGUGUUUAUGGUGAAGAUGAUCGCAUAAAUUUUAAGAAUAAAAGAAUCAUUCCAAGUGCUGAAUCCAGUGGAAGAAUUUAAAUAUAGGGAGAAUUUGUAGUGGAUCAAGUCAGACAGCCGGCGCCGGAAGGUGAAGAUAGAGGUCGUGAGUGAAGAUGGCUAUGAAAGAAUGGAUCUACCGAAUGCAACCGGUGCAGCUGUACAUUGUACUGGUGCUGUCGAUUCUGUACUUUUUGGUGCAACUGUUCCUGAGUCACAUCUCGCACGCGUUGGUGCUGCUCGUCGAUUCGUAUCAUAUGUUGUGUAACAUCAUCGCCCUGACCGGAUGUAUCCUGACGAUCAAGCACAGCAAACAGAAAACGGCAGAACCAUGCAACCGGAAGCAACUGUCCGCUUCUCGUAACUCCAUCGAUGCAUCUGCCAGCGAGGACCGCUUCAUCGAGAUACCAGUGCCACCGAAUGGAGACAGUGCUUCGUCCAUAUCGUGCAGUGCUGAUUUACAAGAAGUUGACAAACCAACCUCACCGGAAGAUGAGGCCACCAGUGUCAAACAGAAAGUCAAGGCCAAAGUGCGCCAACAGCGUGAAAACAGUUUGAAGAACACAUUCGGCUGGACCCGAAUCGAUGUCCUGACCAUGCUGGUGGUGUGCAUCUUUCUGGCUUCGUUCUGCUUCUCAGCCGUGGUGGAAGCGCUGCAAACCUUGUCCCACAUCCACCACCAGGACGCGAUGCACUAUCCCAUUCCGGUUCUCAUACUCGGUGCCAUGGGACUCAUCCUGAAUGGGUUCUGCUAUUUGCUCAUCGGGGGCUACACGUACCACCAGGGAAGCUUCCUGUACAUCACUUCCAGCGGAACGGUGAUACUGGAUCGGGUCGUCACCGGAGACGGCAUCCGGAAGGGCGAGCGUCGGCUGUCGGGGUCACGACGACACGUGGCUGCUGCAGCUGCUGGUUCUCCAAAGCGACAGAGCGUGCGAGAACUGAUGCGAGAUAUCUGUAGUACGAUCUUCGUCAUUGUGUGCUCGAUGAUUGUGCACUACACCAACGAGGAUGAGGAUACGUCCAAGUUUGUCGAUCCGCUGUGCUCGAUAAUGUCUUGCGUAGUGCUGAUGGUGCUCAGCUAUCCCUACAUGAAAGAAUCCGGCAUGAUUCUCCUGCAAACCAUCCCGAACACAAUCGACAUCGAAAUAUUCGAGCAAUCGCUGCUGAAGACGUUCCCGCACGUUGUGAGCGUCCACGAUCUGCACAUCUGGCAGCUCAGUGGCGAAAAGUACGUCGCUACGGCUCACAUUAUUUUCGAGGACCACAAGGUAUACCCGGAAAUAAACGACAUGGUGAUCAACUUCUUCCACGACCAAGGCAUCAGCAAGGUCACCAUUCAGCCUGAGUUUAAAACUAAGCUACCAGAACUGCCCCUGUUAACGUCCCCUAGUGCCAAAGAUGCCACCGACGCCAAUACCUCCACUAGUUCGUGCCUUAUGCAGUGUCGCCAGGAGGCUUGUCUCCAGAAGCACUGCUGCGAAAGAAUCAUCAAGAAUGAUGGCAAGAAAUCUCCCGCCAAAUCGAACUCCGCCUCCAAGGAGAAGAUCGAACAGAUUCCGAUGGAAGUCCACCCCCACUACCAGUUGGAAGAUGGCACAAGUGCGAAGGAGAUUCCCACAAUCACUCAAACCAUCAGCCCAACGCUGGCCAUCGAAAACGAAGCUCAGGCCCUAGCCUGCUCCACUAUUGCGGAGUGUUCGAAGGGCGACGCCACCAGCGAAGACCCCACCAAGCGACGCUACUAGAGUGAAGUACAAAUAACCAUUGAGACUGAUCCGAGUCAGAAGCAGAAGCUGAAACAGUCGAAAAUCCGUUACGCUUAUUGUAGUUUCAAAGUGAGUUGUUUAAGUUUUAACUGUUUCCUCGACAGGGAUGUUUCGUUAUCACGAAACACUACAAUAAAAAAACAGAGACGUAGUGCUACGUCAAAACGCACAAAGAAAGCUUUGAAUCCUAACAAAAUUCUCUAGCGGUAAGAUAUUAUAUGAACCAUGUGAGUAUUUUAUUCACUAAAAGGACGUUAAGAACUUGGAAAUACAGGAAAAUUUGAGUGGGAUCUAUCUUAUAGGAAGAUAUGGAAUCCCGUGGAGCAGGGUUACUAUACUACAGCGAGACAAACCAGUUUUUAUUUUAGAUGCUUUUAAAACAUUGUUGUGCAUUUGUACCGAUAGUAAGGCUUAGUAUUAGUAACUACAGUUAGCUUAAGUGACGAAGAAAAUAAACGAAUUUAUUUAAUCUAAUUUA